Penicillium angulare is the source of this 1443-nucleotide messenger RNA. Its product is annotated as Transferase. The transcript has a single exon. Lineage: Eukaryota; Fungi; Ascomycota; Eurotiomycetes; Eurotiales; Aspergillaceae. Bases 1 to 1443 code for a protein of 480 amino acids. The record is from RefSeq and is a predicted model, not a curated record.
AUGCCAAAGCAAGACGUCUAUGAGCUUCACCCAUUGGGUUGGGAAAAUGACCCCGAGGAAGAACGAUUCAAACUCUCGACUCUCGACUACCUUACUCCCUGCACUUAUAACAAUUAUGCCUUGUUUUUCGAAAUUGACGACGCCAACAAACCCCGAGUAGCUGCGGUCCUCAAGCAGGGUCUUGAGAUGACCCUAAGUCAGGCAAGGCAUAUCUGUGGUAGUAUCGAGAAGGAUACUGAUGGCGGCUAUUCCUUUGUUAAGAAGCGGGAUAGUACGGUACGCUUUUAUGUUCAAUGGGUGGACUCACCCGAAGAUGAGAAAGAUUAUCCAUCCUUUGACGACAUCCGUCAGGGAAAUUACCGUACCUCCAUUCUCGGCGAUAUCAAACGCUGGAGUGUCAAUCCAAUGACAUAUGGAGAAAAGCCGGAGGCGCGUCCCGAAAAUAGCCCUGUUGUCGCAUCUUACAAGGCCAACUUCAUCCGUGGUGGCCUUGUAUUUAUCAUGCACCAUCAUCACUAUUCCAAUGAUGUUAUGGGCUGGGCUGGACUCACGCAUCAACUUGCUGAAAAUUGUUUCUCAAUAAUGAACAAUACAGCUGCACCAUUAUGGGACAUGGGCUGCCUCGACCUAUCUCGCCUCACGAAGCCGAAUGUGCCCGAGGAGAAGCGCGUCGAUGGCCCCCCAGCACCCGAGCGACACCCCGGUCAUAUCACAGCUGAAAUGCUCCUCUUUCAUUUGCCCAAGAGCAAGGCAGCGGAAUUAAAGAAACUCGCUUAUCCUACUGAAAGUGGAUCGUGGAUCUCUACUUACGAUGCUUUCUCGGCGUUUAUCUGGCGAACUGUAACCCGCUUGCGUGAGCCAGUAUUCAAACCAAGCCUCUCGGAACCUCUCUUCUGGUCAGAAGCUAUUGAUAUGCGGCGACGAUUGCAUAGUCCAAAGGUAUCGCCACGCAUCCAGCGCAAUGUAAUGUCCGCAAGUCUCUCUAUCACAGCUCCGGUGACCCAACCAACGGCAGGUGAGGUCAUCACCGAGUGGCCGCUCACCAAGCUUGCUACAUAUGUCCGCCAGAUGACCGACUGCAUGACGCAGGAGGCUUUGGACGCAGCAUUGGAUAUGGUGGCCACCGUACGAGACAAGAGCUCACUGAACCUCCGCAUUGACUCUUUUCCACCCAUGUCACUGCUUCAGACGGACCACCGCGAUGCGAAUAUUCCAAAUGCAAAUUUUGGUUUUGCUAAGCCGGCUACAUACCGCCAUCUGAUUGACCAGAUGACUCCAGGUGUGAUCAUUAUCUACCCAUCGCGUGAUCCAUCUCCCGAAUCGGAUGAAGGCCCAGAGAUCUCCAUCACUUAUGAGAAGAGUCUGAAGGAGGGUCUUAUCAAUGACCCUGAGUGGAGCAAAUACUUUGAGUACCGGGGCGUAGAUGCAGUGCAAGCUUCGUAG